AUGCAACGAAAUGUUGCCAAUACAGUGACUACGUCCUUGCGCCCAACAACACAGUCUCCUGAUGGAAGUCAUGAUCAGAAUGCAUUGGUUGCUGAACUUUCAGCUGUUGAAUUAGGUGGCCCAGAUGAAUCAUCCAAGUCACAGAGCCCUAAAUCCCAGAGCAGGAAAUGUGUUCUGCUUGCACUUGUUGGUUUGCUGGUUGUGAUUAUCACCGUUGGUGGUGUCUGUGGAAGUGGUGUGUGCAGUGGAGGCAGCAGUGAACAAGAAGCCUUGGUACCUACGAUGGCUCCAACCUCACAGAAACAUGUUAAGCAUCAAAUGGCAAUUUUGGAUUUCUUUGGAGAGGGCUAUUUUGAUGGAAUGAAUGCUGACUCCUCCCAGUACCAGGCCUUGGAUUGGAUCACAAAUGAUCGCAUAGCACCGGAGGAUGGUCAUUUUAUUCAAAGAUUUGUUUUGGCAGUCUUCUACUUCCGCUUAUCACAGGAGUCACGGUGGGUCGACUGUGACCCUCAGAAUGGGAGCACCUGCAAAAAAAAGCGUGAUGGUCUUGUUUGGAUGCUUGGAACCAACGAAUGCUCAUGGGGUGGAAUAGACUGUGAUGAUAUAAGUGGCCAUGUGACAGAGUUGAGUAUGAUACAAAAUGACUUGAAUGGGGAGCUGCCAACAGAGCUGGCUGUUCUCUCCAAGUUGACUGUUCUCAAUCUGAUGGACAACAGACUCACAGGGCCCUUGCCAUCAGAACUCUGCACGCUUGCUUCGUUGGAGGAACUGAACUUGAGUGGCAAUUCUCUGUCAGGAGAAAUCAGCACUGAAAUUGGACUCCUGACAAGUCUUUCCAAGAUGGAUCUUUCAAACAAUCAGUUCUUAGGAAGCCUGCCAGAAGAGAUAUCAGCCUUGACAGGGUUGUACCAGUUUGACAUCCACGGAAAUUUUGCCCUGCAUGGCAAGAUUCCCCAAGCUGUUUGUGACAGUGCCAAUAGCCACAAUGAGACUGAAGAAAUAACAGUCAGGGCAGACUGUUCCAUACGGAAGGCUCUUGAUUCAAAUGUGACCUGCCCAAACCACUGCUGCACAGAAUGCUGCUACAAAGGGCGAUGCCAUCCUCCUUAUUGA
Molecule: messenger RNA, 1113 nt
Organism: Seminavis robusta
Lineage: Eukaryota; Bacillariophyta; Bacillariophyceae; Naviculales; Naviculaceae
Source: the annotation of a GenBank genome assembly